Populus nigra (black poplar) is the source of this 769-nucleotide messenger RNA. Its product is annotated as MYB-like transcription factor ETC1. Gene Ontology annotation, molecular function: transcription cis-regulatory region binding. The record is from RefSeq and is a predicted model, not a curated record. Gene Ontology annotation, biological process: cell differentiation. The coding region runs from base 181 to 405 and encodes 74 amino acids. Lineage: Eukaryota; Viridiplantae; Streptophyta; Magnoliopsida; Malpighiales; Salicaceae. The transcript has 3 exons. Gene Ontology annotation, cellular component: nucleus.
AAAGCAGUUGUGCUGCAUAUGUCCUUCUAUGCACAACUACCAGUCUUCACACCCUUUGCUAUCAGUAUAUUAGUCCUCGAGUGCUUUUAAUAUUGUCCAAAAGCUUUUACCUCCGUUGUUUCUUCACUAAAUUCCUAUUGGUAACUCUGUGAUCCUUCAGUAUCUUUACUCUUAUUCCCUAUGGCUGACACUGAACAUUCUUCUUCUGAUGAAACUUCUGUGGAUUCUAGAGAGGAAACAAGUCAGGAAUCAAAGCUUGAAUUCUCUGAGGAUGAGGAGACGCUUAUAAUUAGGAUGUUCAAUCUAGUUGGAGAGAGGUGGUCUCUAAUUGCUGGAAGGAUUCCAGGAAGAACAGCUGAGGAAAUAGAGAAGUAUUGGAACACUAGAUGCUCUACGAGUGAAUGAAGGCAUAGCUUAAGCUUUCUUACUUCUGCUAUAGCGAAUUGUGCUUCUGUCAUUCAUGAGCAGAAGAUGAAAGGUUAAGCUGGUUCUGUAGCUGUGCUGUGUUUCAUGAAGGGUUAUUGCAAUCAUUUAUUAGCUGCUAUACCUUAAAUGAGGAUAAUGUUCCUUGUGAAUAUCCCAUGUCUCUAUGCUUUUCUUCUUGUCUUUUCCGAAUCUAUGUAUCUCUUGUGCUCCAAUACGUUUUCAUGUAUCAAAUAUUGUUGCAAGAAGUGGCUUGAGAUUCAUUGGCCAUUUCUUGUGUCCAUGUAAUUGGCAGCCAAGACUUUAUUCGUCCCCUGUGCUUAUCCAAAAGAUCUCCUUUUCAGAG